CGUUGAUUUUUUCACAACCGCACACCUUCUGUUCACCUUGGGAAGAAUUUCCUCGAAAACGAUGACGUCAUUAUUAGAUGAUGUAAAUUUUUCAAAAAUGUCACCGGAAUGCUAAUAAAAGAAGUCAAAACCGCUCGAGCUGCAUAAACUUUUCAGUCACCCUCAGAAGAAGAGCUUCGAAUAAUUUCAUAAUGGCCUCACGCGCAGUUGCCCGAUUAACCAAGUCUGUACUUUCGGAAAGUGUUAUACCCCGUGUUCUUAUCGCAAAGGCGCUCUCAGCGAAUGCUGGACCCAAAGAACGAAUUUGGUCCUGUAGCAAAGAAGCUGAUCAAAGCCAGAUCGGCCUCGAAUGUCUGAAAGAUAUGGUUAUAGAUGGUGAUAUACAACUUUUUGAUGUCAGGGAGCCCCACGAACUUGCCUCACUGGGAAAAAUACCAAAGUCUGUGAACAUACCCUUGUCACAAGUCGUUGAGGCAUUUAGCUUGAGCCCGGCAGAGUUCGAACAAAAAUAUGGAGUCCAAAAACCAGAUGUAAAAGAUGAUAAUCUCAUCUUCCACUGUCAAUCGGGAAGGAGAGCAAAGAAAGCCAUGGAAAGCGUGAAAGAACUCGGCUUUGAUAAGGCCACUCAUUUCAGUAGAGUCUGGUCUGAAUGGGAGUUUUAUAUCAAACGCAGACCACAAGCUGUCCAACCCAAAAGGCCGCCAAUACGCCGAGAAAGAUGAUGCUGACUUCAAUGUUUGCAGGAUCAAAUUAAGUUACUGUGCAAUAACUAGUUAUGAACAAUUGUUUUUUUUUUUCUCUGAGAACAACGAUGACUUUUUUUCUUACAUAUUUAGUAAAAUUUGGGGUUCUUAAGUUUUGGAAAAGUUUUGUACUGUGUGUUUUUUAUAAAACUGUAAAAAGUAAUGUACCUUUUUACUGAUGUCACGCAAUAUCAAUAAUUUUUUUUGUAAUUUUCAAAUAGACAGAAAUCACCUCCAUAGUUCAAUUUAUUAUUCCGAAUUUAGUAAAUCCUCAAAGUUUCAUAAGAAUCUGUUACAAACUCAUAAAAAUAUAGGACCCCAAAUUUACCAAGAAAUGUAUGCCAGGGGCAAGUGUUGUUGUUCAUUCAACUAGGUGUCACAUAAGAUCUCAGAUGUACAUAACUGGUUAUUAAGAGAAUGUUUUUUAAUUUAUUUACUUGGAAAUUUAGUUUCAACAGUUGAAACUACUUUGGUAUUCUCUUAAUAAGCUCACUGAUGCUAAUAACAGGUUGUUGUAGAUCUAUAUUUGUGAAUAUCAAUUUUAUAAUUUCAGCUAUUUAUUAUCAAUGACUUGUAUGAAAAUGUUUUGUUAGUGUUCAGCCUUUGCCUUGUGCAAGGUGUGCAAUUGAAAAGACAAAAAAUAAUAAAAUAUUAGAGUAAAAAUUUCUCGUAAUAGUUUCAAUGUGCUAAAUUAACCAGUCCUAGGUGAAGUUGCUUCAUUAAGCGAGUUACGUACAACUCUGGGCAACCCAGUUUAGCUUUCCAGGUUGACUUUCUCUUGGUCACAUCAUAACACUUACAACACUCUGGGGUUGAGAACGGGUCAGUUUGUGAGUCAAUGGGUUAAGGCCUUCUUUUCUCUCCCUUCAAAAGAACUUGAAGGAUAUAAACCACUCCUAAGUUUGUAGAGAGUUUACAUUCAGCUUCAGGUUUACUUGUGCAAACAAAGACAAAUCAAUCAUACCUUCCUAGAAACCUUUGUAACAAUCUCAUUGUGAUGCAGGCAUAUUUCGUAACUUCAGCUGGUAUAUAUUUUCCCAUUGUGCAAGAGCCAUUAACCCAGAGUCAGCUUCACGCAAAUUAUAAAAAUAUUGAAAUGAACCAAUAUUAAAAUUUUCUCGAUGUUUUGAAGGUAAAGCUUUCAAUACAUAUUUGUUCACAUUUACAUAGAAUACCCUUAGCUUGUUAGCCAUUAGAUAGAGUAAUACCACAUUAAAAGGCCUCUGAAGACAAGAA
Orbicella faveolata is the source of this 1979-nucleotide messenger RNA. Its product is annotated as thiosulfate:glutathione sulfurtransferase-like. Lineage: Eukaryota; Metazoa; Cnidaria; Anthozoa; Scleractinia; Merulinidae. The record is from RefSeq and is a predicted model, not a curated record.